This is a messenger RNA of Naegleria fowleri, 3339 nucleotides long. RefSeq lists its product as uncharacterized. Gene Ontology annotation, biological process: protein deubiquitination. Gene Ontology annotation, molecular function: cysteine-type deubiquitinase activity. The coding region runs from base 1 to 3339 and encodes 1112 amino acids. NCBI's taxonomy places the organism in Eukaryota, Heterolobosea, Eutetramitea, Acrasida, Naegleriidae. The record is from RefSeq and is a predicted model, not a curated record. The transcript is spliced from 4 exons.
AUGAACAAUGAAAAUGUUUCAGAGGAUUCAGCAUCAACUUCUGUGUUGAUGAAGCCACCACCAUGUCUGGCUUCUUCCAAGAUGGACACCUCCUCCGAUGUAACCAACAACACCCAUUUUUCGGAAGAGGAUGGAGCUCAUGAAAUGAAUGGCUCUUUAUCCACAACCACAACAACAGCUAAUUCAUUUCCACUGCCGUCAACAAUUACGGCUCCUUCUGCCUCCGAUUCGAUGGAAACUACGAACGGAAUGAAUUUGAAUUCUUUGUAUCAAAAUUCAAAUAAGACAGAGUCGCCUUGUACAUCAUCGUCGUCUUCCUCUUCAUCAUCGUCGUCGUCAAGUCUUGAACAUACAGGUCAUAAAAACCAAACCAAUGGAGAAACCACAGGUAAAACACAUCAAAACACAAAAAAAUCAUCUCCAAACGAACAAGAUGAAGCUAAAUUAACACCUCCUACAGAAGAAACAACCACACAACCCGAAGCAAAACAAUCCUCUGUCGGCAAUUCUUUGGUCACCACAGCAAGAAGCAAAUUAAAAAAGGCCACUAAACCCGAUGCGAAAAAACAAAGAGAAAAAAUCAAAUUAAUAGAAAAUAAGACUCCAUUCAAGCCUGGUGCUACAAAUGUUCUAAUAUCGCAGGCAUGGUGGAGAGAUUGGAAGGAAUAUGUAAAUUAUUCAGACGAUGAACACCCAAAAGAUAAGAAAAAGCAUAAAGACAACCAUCAACAUCGAAAGAUCGGACCUCCAGGACCAAUAGACAACAGCGACAUGAUUGACAAAAUAAUUAUUUACAGGGGAUUUGAUAUCUCUCAUCCAUAUGCAAGCGAGUUUACAAAUUUGAGCCGAGACGGAUCAGUGCUGUUUACCUUGUUGUUAAAGAAACACAUCAUGGGUUCUCAAGACUAUGAGAUUAUCACUGAAGAGAGCUAUGAUUUACUGUCGUCAUGGUAUGGGGAAUGCAAUGGUAACCAAAAAAUUGUCAGAAAAGUCAUAAUCGAUGGUUUGGAGAAUAAUCAAAUGAAACGUUUAGAGAUUCAUCCAUUAUUGCUGAAAUUAUUCAUGACAAAUGAACAGGGAAAGGUUUUGAAGAAUACACAACAGAUCAUUCUUGUCAGUAAGAAGAUGGCCACACGAGAUUUAAAAUUACUUGGUCACAUUUUGUUUAAUAUUGAGAGAGGAUCUAAGCAAAAUGCGAUAAAAAAUUGUAGAUUGUGGAGUUUUUUGGAAGGAAGCCCAGCACGUUGCAUUGCUGAUAGUGACAGCCAAACUCUUGAGAAGGCAAAAUUAGUCGAUGGUCAAAACGUGGUUUUCGAAUUUAGACAACCAGGAGGUGAAUUUCCACUGGAUUCUCGAGAGAAGAGUGAGAAUAGUGACGAAAGUGAAGAAGAUGAAGAGGAAAAGAAAGGAAAAUUCUCAGAAAUUUGGGAUAGUAUUAAAGACUAUUCCUAUAGCGCCCUGGGCAUUGCAACUAGUGCCUCUGGAAAGAGCAAGAAAAAGGGGCUCUGUGGCUUACGAAACCUGGGUAAUACCUGCUUCAUGAAUAGUGCUAUUCAAUGCUUAAGUAAUACGGUACCUCUCAAAAAUUAUUUCUUGAGUGGCCACUAUGCAAAACACAUUAACACAAGUAAUGUACUCGGAACAAAAGGAAAAUUAGCAAAUAAUUUUGCCACUUUGAUUAAGGAAAUGUGGAGUGGUGGUUCAUUGUAUUCACCUGUCAAUUUCAAAUAUGCCAUUAGUCAGUUUGCUCCACAAUUUUCUGGAUAUAAUCAACAUGAUUCUCAAGAAUUAAUAUCUUACUUAUUAGAUGGACUUCACGAAGAUCUCAACAAGGUCAAAGAUAAGCCAUAUAUUGAAAUGAAAGAUAGUAAUGGAAGACCUGAUGAAGUUGUUGCCAAGGAAGCAUGGGAACAACAUUUAAAACGAAAUGAUAGCAUCAUUGUUGAUCUAUUUCAAGGUCAGCUAAAAUCAACUCUUAUUUGCAACAUUUGCAACAAGAUUUCUGUGAAAUUUGAUCCCUUCAUGUACCUAUCGGUUCCUGUUGGAAAAAGCAUGCCAUUCCGAAUGGAUGUCAUCCUAAUGAAUACAGAAGGAGGUUCCAGAGCAACAAAAUAUACAGUUGAACUUCCAAAGCAGGCAACAGUUCAAGUUCUUGCAACUCAAUUCGCCAAAGUGAGCGGAAGAGACCCAAACAAAGUCAUGUUCUUCACAAUGGCAGGAUUUUCUGUUGGAAGAGCUCUUGAAUUGAACGAGAGUGUUGGCGUUAUUGACCCAAAUGCAAGAUCCACUCCAAAAGUGUUGUGUGUUGAUAUUCCAGAUGAUUAUUCUGAGGAUAAAUAUUUGAUUAUUCACAUGAGACAACGAUAUCCAAAUACGGGAGGAGAAACGCUUUUCAAGAAUGUUGGAAUACCCUUCAUUUUGUUUGUGAACAGAGAGAUCACAACCAAAGAAUUUUAUGGUAUUCUUUGGGAUCAUUUGCAACGAGUAGCUAAGAAGACACCAGAAGAUCCCGAGUCCAACAUUAUUCCAACUCCAGAGAACGAAGGAGAAGAAUACACCAACGAACAAAAAUUAGAAAUUUUACGAAAGACUGUAUUUCCCACCUUUGACCCUGAAAAUAUUCCUUUCAAAUUAUCUGUUAUUGACAAGUCUGUUGAAGUUGUUGCCGAUUGUGGUGGCAUACCGAUACUGUACAGUGAUGAAGAAGAUAUGGUCAGAAAAUAUUUAUUAGAACAUGACAAGUAUAUUUUCUCUGUUGAUUGGUUGGAUGUAUCUUUCCUCAAGACAAAAGAAGCUGUUACUGUACAUUUGCAACAUACACAUGUUGAGCAACCAAACUCAAAAAUUGGUCAUAUUACUUUGGAUGAUUGCUUGAAAGUGAAUAGUGAAAUGGAACAAUUGGGACAACGAGAUCAAUGGUACUGCCCUCGAUGUAAGACUCAUGUGUGUGCAUUCAAGCAAUGUUGCAUUUGGUCUAGCCCAGAAAUACUCAUCAUCCAUUUGAAGAGAUUUGGAUAUAAUCGUCUUGGAAGAGAAAAAGUGACGACAUAUGUCGACUUUCCAAUCUCCAAUCUAGAUUUGAGCGAUUAUAUGGUUCAAGCUCCUGAGGACCAUAUGCUCUAUGACCUUUUUGCCAUCAGUUGUCACACAGGAGGAUUGGGAGGUGGCCAUUACUACACUUAUGCUAAAAAUUGUGAAGACAACAAGUGGUAUUGCUUUAAUGACUCCUCAGUCACUCAUGUCCAAGAAAAGGAAAUCAGAACAUCAAACGCUUACUUGCUCUUCUAUCAACGAAAGCAUGAUACGAACAGCCGAGAAGUGAAUGUAGAAUUUCAAUAA